Haliotis rufescens (red abalone) is the source of this 1037-nucleotide messenger RNA. Its product is annotated as lysoplasmalogenase-like protein TMEM86A. The transcript has 2 exons. The record is from RefSeq and is a predicted model, not a curated record. Lineage: Eukaryota; Metazoa; Mollusca; Gastropoda; Lepetellida; Haliotidae. Gene Ontology annotation, cellular component: membrane. Bases 195 to 923 code for a protein of 242 amino acids.
UACAGGUCAACAUACCAAUUAUAGUGAUCUUCCGUUACUCAAGACGUCCAGAGGCCACUAAUCGUACAUGUUAAGGUAGAUAUUCAUCUGCAAACACCGGGUCAUUGACGGGUCGCUGUGACGAGUUUACGCGCUAAAAAUAGAUCCAGGCCAGUUGUAGUUGUGAGCGAGACGGGCGUCGCAUUACUGGAAACAUGUUCUCCCAAAAGGAAGUGUUUGCGCGGGCCUCCGACCUUCUGCUUGUUCCCUUCUAUCUGUCAGCAUCCCUCUUCUUCGUCGUCUUCCAACCAUUUGUUGACCUGCCUGAGGAAUCCGUCGUGGCCGCCUUCUUCAAAGCACUUCCGGUUCUGUGUCUAGCCGGCUUCGUGUACAAGAAACACCUGCACCCAAACGGAACCGACGACCACUACAUCCCUUCAGUGCUCAUUGGUCUGCUGGUGUCGAGUUUAGGCGACGUGUUCAUGCUGUUUCGUUCGUCACUUCUUCCUCUUGGCGUGUUCGUCUUCUCCAUAGCGCAUUUCAUGUACAUUGUUGGCCUGAGCGGGAAGCAAGACUCGGACAACCGGAAGUCCGUGUACCUCUUUGUGAACCUCCUCGUUGUAAUGUUUCUUGGCUACCACGAAUCAAUUGACUCUACUUUUACGAAGUUAUCCCUUGUUGGAUAUUUUGCUCUGCUUAUGACCGUUGGAGCAAUGACGUCAUGUCGCUACGAGAAGGAGAGAUCUGUUUCUGCUUUGUGGGGAAUAGUAGGCGCUGCCUUGUUCAUCUUAUCAGAUACUCUCAUUGUUAUCGAUACAUAUUCCCUUGGUGGGGGAUCCCUUGAGUGUCUCGUGAUGAUCCUCUACUAUGGCGCUCAGUUUAGCUUUGCCAUCAGCACUGUCACCGAAAUCUCACCCGAAGACAAGGAUGCGAAAGAUAAAUAAUUUAUGGUUAUACAACUUGUUUACCCGAUAGGAUUCGCUAGAUCUGAGAGAUGAUAAUUCUUCAGUUUGUUGGAAAUAUCAAGAUUAAAGAAUAAAGCUCGAUUGUGAACUCUU